AUGGUGGUGGACUUCCUUGGGGUACUGAAAGAAGACGAGGUUCAUCUUGGUUUUUCCUCCAAAUUCUCUGAUGAGCAAUCUGGCUUUUCCGAGACAUUCCUCCACGGCAUGGACGUCCUCGUUGCACGUUCCCCGGCACACUACCCAAGCGAUGUCCAAAGAGUCAAAGCAGUCUUGAAGCCGGAACUGGGCGCGUUGAAAGAUGCUAUAGUUUUCCCAACAACAGGCAACACGCCCCUAGCAGACAAACUGUCAGGUGGCGAUUACGAUGGCGAUAUGGCCUGGGUGUGCUGGGAACCCACCAUUGUGGACAACUUCCAAAAUGCGGCCCUUCCUGAUGUUCCAGACUUGUUCAAAGAAGGGAUCUUGUCGAAGGACAGCCAAACUUAUCACGAUCUGGUCGUUUCGCUAGAGGGCGACGAUGAUACGACGGAGUUUCUCGACCAGGCGAUGCGAUUCAAUAUGGAGUCAAAUCUACUUGGCACCUGCACAAACUACAAGGAGAAGCUUUGCUAUUCAAGGCGAUCGGUCAGGGACGAGCCUGCAAUCUUCUUGAGUACCCUUAUUAGCCAUCUGGUAGAUCGAGCCAAGCAGGGCAUCCUGUUUACUGAGCAGGAGUGGAAUCCACUUCGAAAGAAGUUGAAUGGCGACCAAGCUGAUCCUCAGCGAGCAAAGUCUCGACUGGAUCCUUUACUGCCGCAGUACAAGAACACGGACUACAGAGGCAACGACAAGCCUACUCACAUUAUAGACUUUGUCAAGUUUUGCGUAGGGAAGCCAACCGUCGAGGCCGAACUCAAGGCCCUUGAUAUCUUCCUGAGCGAAGCUAAACACUGGGACAAGGAUCUUGUGAGGUACUCUGAUUUCUACGAGAAGUUUCAAAGGACGAGUAACGAGCGGAAAAAAGCCAACGAGGCCGGGAACUUCAAAAGAACUUCCUGGGGACUAUUCUUCGACAGGCUGAAGAGAGACAUUGAUGAUGUCGCCAGCGUGUGGAAUAGUACCCAGGGCGAAUUCGAGGUUAAACUGUGGAACGCCUACGACAAGUGGCGAAAUGUUUUGCCGAAAAAUGAAGUCAAUCAUACGAGAAUUAAAGCCCUACAAGAGGGAACCUCAGCCGCGGUCGGUCUUUCGCCUUGGGACCUUCUGAAAGCGUCCUACUGCUACAAGAUGUACUACCGAAGGUCCCCAUCAUUCCCUUGGCAUAUUGCAGGCCGGCAGCUAGCAUACCUGAAGGCCAUGCGUGCCAGCGACGCAGACGCUCCGCCCAUACUGAUGACGCCGCUCAUGUACGCUGGCUCGCGGCCCGACGCCAGCUUCGCGCGCGGCAGAGCUGCCUUGAACGAGGGACGACGCUUGGAGACUGUCGGUGAAGGAGCAGAAGAGAACGCGCGGGACGAGGAUGUCUAG
Molecule: messenger RNA, 1410 nt
Organism: Anthostomella pinea
Lineage: Eukaryota; Fungi; Ascomycota; Sordariomycetes; Xylariales; Xylariaceae
Source: the annotation of a GenBank genome assembly